Molecule: messenger RNA, 2785 nt
Organism: Oncorhynchus tshawytscha (Chinook salmon)
Lineage: Eukaryota; Metazoa; Chordata; Actinopteri; Salmoniformes; Salmonidae
Product: short-chain dehydrogenase/reductase 3
Exons: 6
Coding region: 471-1382 (303 amino acids)
Cellular component (GO): lipid droplet
Molecular function (GO): oxidoreductase activity, acting on the CH-OH group of donors, NAD or NADP as acceptor
Source: RefSeq, a predicted model, not a curated record
CAGCUUUCUUGGAAGAAGGAAAAGCGCUACAGCCGCUCAUGCACUGUCAAGUCAGAGGGGCUAUUGGCUAAUCUCCAACAUUCAAACUGUCAAUCAAGAUGAAAGGGCUAUAUAAAGCCAUAGUACCGGUAGCUAGACAGUUAGAACAGUCUGAGCAUAUAGGCAGUUGUAGACGCGAGAUCCAGUCGUGCUGUUGGUUGACGCAAGCACUGUGUUGGCAUUGGCGCUCCAUGUCAGCUAUUAUCACUGCAUUUUCGUACUGUUCCUAUUAUAACAAAGACGUAUGUGUGUCGUACCUCUGAUAUUAAAACUGGAUUGAUAAGAAUCUUGUCGUAGAGGGGUAGUGGUAUGGAGAACACUUAGACAUCCAUCUGGCAUGAGCCACGCACUUUGGGAAGGUGUGGAUUGUCUAUGUGGUUACUCCAAUUUUAUUCUCAGCAAAAGGCAUCUUUAUACCUAACAAAGUCGUAAUGGAUUUAAAUAAUUUCGGAAACGCGGUGCUUUUCACGUUCCAGAUCAUCUUCUGCGUAUUGAAAGCGUGCUUGGGGUUGUUGCUCCCGAGCAGACGGAAAGACCUUCGCGGAGAGGUGGUAUUGAUCACCGGCGGUGGACGGGGCAUCGGUCGGCAUUUGGGGAAAGAGUUUGCAAAACAUGGAGCAAAAAAGUUGAUCCUGUGGGGCCGCACUGAGAGGUGUCUGAUGGAGACCUGCGAGGAGAUCUCUCUCACCACAGGAGCCGAGUGCCAUUACUUCCUGUGUGACGUGGCCAAUCGGGAGGAGGUGUACAAGCAGGCCAAGGUGGUCCGAGAGAAGGUGGGCGACGUCACCAUUCUAGUGAAUAACGCCGCAGUGGUUCAUGGGAAGAGUCUGAUGGCCAGUGACGAUGAUGCUCUGAUGAAGACUCAACACAUCAACACGCUGGGCCAGUUCUGGACCACCAAAGCCUUCCUACCCCGCAUGCUAGAGCUUUGCCAUGGCCAUGUGGUGUGUAUCAACUCCAUCCUGUCCCUGUCCUCCAUCCCGGGGGCCAUAGAUUAUUGCACCUCCAAGGCCUCGUCCCUGGCGUUCAUGGAGAGCCUGACCCUCGGCCUGCUGGACUGCCCUGGGGUGGGCUGCACCACCGUGCUCCCCUUCCACACCAACACUGACAUGUUCCAGGGCAUGAGAGUCAGGUUCCCUCAGCUCUUCCCCCCGCUAAAUCCUGAGCUGGUGGCCCUGCGGACAGUGGACGCAGUCCGGACCAACACUCCGUUCAUCUACUUACCUUGGACCAUGCAUGCUCUCGUUAUUCUCAAGAGCUUCCUGCCUCAGGCAGCUCUGGAGGAGAUCCAGCGUUUCUCAGGGUGCUACACCUGCAUGGACACCUUCAAGGGACGUACAUAAGAACAGAGAGGCUACACACGAGUAGUGAGCAUCAGAAGCACAAACAUUGUGGCUUGGCACUAAGAACCGCACAACAGCUUCCUAUCAAAUGAGUGGAAGUAUCUCCAAGACAACAGAGGCCUUAGGAACUAUAGGUACUUGGGGUCACUGUGCCCUGAUGGUGCAAGAAGAGAUUUGCUGUGGAAUCUUGACUUGAAUAGUGGUGUUUGGGUUGGCAAAUUGGGUGGCCCCAAACUGAUUUCUAUGCUGCUUGGAGUUGGUUGGUGUUUCCUCCAAAGCCUUUCAGUUUGGGAUCAUGGACUAAGCACCAGAUGGAUUGGUAUUCAGAACUGAUCAAGCCUUACCACUGUGGUAAACUUCCCAUCUGUCUUACUAAUGAUACCAUUACUAAUUUGAAAAUGCACAGAGAUUAGGCUGAAUGGAUUGUACUCUGUAUGUUAACAAAUGAGUAACAUCUGGUAGUUGCAUUUCAUUUGUGACUUCUUGGAGUUUUUGUGUUAAGAAAAAACUGGUGUUAAAUCUGUAUUCAAUAGUCAUAUUUUGGGGGAUUUACCACUUGACAGUAUUGUGAAUAUGCUGUCUUGUGUUUGCGCAGAUCCAGUCUUUUGAGUUUUUUUUGUCUGCUAAAGCCUCCAGCCUUCUCAUGGUCAACAUUCCUGUGCUGCAGCCCUGCCAAUUAUGAGCUCAUUGUUCGUUUUGUAAGUCUUGUCAUAACACUCUCUGCUCCAUAGGAAAGUAUACCGGAGAAGUUCCUUCCAUUUGAAGACCCAUAGAAAUGGUUUCAGGGGGACACAGGCAAUACAAUCAACUUUCUCAGAUUCAUCAUUCAUUUGACACAUGGAAUAACGUUUAUUUGAUCCUAUACUGUGCCUACUGAACACACUUGUUGGUACCCUCUAUCUGUCCCUCUCGGCUCGGUCUUAAUCUUCUUUAGUAUGGUCAUCCAUCUGGAGCACAGACAGCUGGAGAAUCAUACCUGGCCUGGUGGGCUCUAUUGUCCAAUAUCAGUUUUCCCACAUUAUGUUGAACUUCGGGUCAUCUUGGGUUACGGUGGUUAUGGUUAGCAUCUUAAGUAGGCGUAGAUAUUGAACAUUCAAUGAUGUAUCUUGAUCAAAGAAUUCCUGAAUGGGAGAAAGUUUUGAUAAAACAAACUCACUUGGACACAUUUAGUGCACAAAAGCAAGGGAUGCACAAUCAUACUGUUUUAGACCAGAAAUGUUAAAGAAUGGAAUGGUCCAACCAAUGAUGUGUGUAUAUACACCCUGGAUUGCAGAUGCUAUGUAAUGCCCAAUCGGAGGCUUUGAAGCCACCAGUUGGCCAUAUUGGCACUCCCCAGUCGGAGCAGCCCUUCAUAAAAUGAAUGGAAUUCCACAGUAUUUCAAUUAAAUGUUUCAAGGAUAAAA